CGGUUCAUAAGGCCCUCGCGGGUACUCUCACUGUUCUCGUCACUUUAUAGCUUUCUGCCAUCAACUUCUUGAUCCAGCUACUAGCCAUCCCGUUAUCAAGCAUAUACUACGUCAGACACCAAGCCGCAACAUUCAUCAUGAAGCUCCUCGGGGUUUUGCUGGCCGCUCCUUUGGUCCUGGCUGCCCCUGUUCUCGAGUCUCGUGCUGCAUCCAUUCCAGACUCUUGGAUCGUCGUUCUCAGAGACGAUAUCACAGUCGCUUCUGCCACAACCAGAAUCGCUAAUCUCCUCGGCCAUGCUCCAAACAAAUCAUUCGCCAUCGGCUCGUUCAAGGGUCUUUUUAUUGACUCGCCCCAGCAUGUCAUCGAUCUCGUGGCCAGCUUGACAGAGGGUCUGGCGCGUGUUUCUAGUCGUCAGCCCGGAACAACAAAGUACGUUUAUGAUGAUUCAGCAGGGGAGGGUGUUCAUGCCUACAUUAUCGACACUGGCAUUUUCACAGAGCACCCGGAGUUCGAGGGUCGUGCCUCCAUGGGUGCCGCCUUUGUCGAAGGAGAAGACAUGACAGACGGCAACGGUCAUGGAACCCAUGUGGCCGGCACUGUUGGCUCCAAGACAUACGGCGUGUCCAAGAAGGUCUCACUCAUUGGCGUCAAGGUCCUCGGGGCAAACGGCACCGGCAGCACUGCUGGGGUCAUCUCUGGUCUUGAGUGGGCAGUCAACCAUGCUAAUCAGAAUGGAUGGAUGGAGAAGAGUGUUGCCAAUAUUUCCAUCGGUGGGUUGCGUUUUCUGGGUCAUGCAUUGAACAAAGCCGCCGCAGCAGCUGUCGAGGCUGGACUUUUCCUCUCUGUCGCUGCUGGGAAUUGGGGUCUGCCGGCAGAGCUCGUUUCACCAGCCUCUGAGCCCACCGUGUGCACCGUCGGUGCUACUGAUCGCAAAGACGUCCGAGCCUCGUUUUCGAAUUUUGGUGAUUCAGUCGAUAUAUUUGCCCCUGGCGUUGAUAUUAUAUCCACAUGGAACGAUGGCAACACGAACACGGCUUCAGGAACCUCCAUGGCUGCCCCUCACGUCGCCGGGCUCGCGGCCUACAUGAUUGGUCUCGGAGGCGACUAUACGCCCACGACUUUGUGUGAGCACUUGCAGUCCGUGGCCAAUAUGAACUCUAUCAGCCUGGCUCUGUCGAAGAACAAUCUGUUGGCUUAUAAUGGCCGAGCAUGA
Messenger RNA from Microdochium trichocladiopsis, 1214 nucleotides. Its product is annotated as peptidase S8/S53 domain-containing protein. The record is from RefSeq and is a predicted model, not a curated record. Bases 138 to 1214 code for a protein of 358 amino acids. Gene Ontology annotation, molecular function: serine-type endopeptidase activity. The transcript has 3 exons. Gene Ontology annotation, biological process: proteolysis. Lineage: Eukaryota; Fungi; Ascomycota; Sordariomycetes; Xylariales; Microdochiaceae.